CGCUACACGGUCGUCAACGUCAGUGACGGAUAGCCACGAAAAUGCGGUUUUGUCUUAUCCGGGUCCAUGGUAAGAAGUCCUGAGACACAACUGUUGCGAGCCGAGCGUCCUCAGGCAGAAAGGUAAGGUCCUGGAGGGCCAAGCAUACCGUUGCGGGGCAAAUUCCCAAGAUAGAGGCGAGUGGAUGAGACCUCCGUCAUGAUGGGCAAUCCUUGGGGUAAUGAUUCGCUGCUCAGAUUGAAACGACGAGCAAUAGGCACUCCAGCGAGCAGCAGGGAGAGGCCAGAGCUUCUCUCAAAGGUACGUGUAUGUGUGAGACCAAGAAGAGGUUCAGUCCUGGUACAUCAAACAGGGAAAAGCUGGUUCGAGCUCAAGGUUGGUGGAACAAGGAACCUUACGAGACAAAACAGCGACGGGGCGGGGGGGGGAAGGAGGCGAUGCGAUGAGAUGAGAUGGUCGGACGGGGAUAGGAGCAAAAAAGCGAUAAGCGGACAGAUGAAGACAAAGAAGGAAAAGGAUUUAAAGAAAAGAGGAAAAGAGAGCGAGCGAGCAGAUUCUUGGCUCGAUCAGGUGGAUGGAGGAGGCCCAAGUGGAGGAGGAGGAGGUGGAGGAGGAGGAGGAGGCAACGUUGUUUGAACGGGGGUCAGGGUGUGGUUCGUGGUUGUUGUUGG
Molecule: messenger RNA, 671 nt
Organism: Xylona heveae TC161
Lineage: Eukaryota; Fungi; Ascomycota; Xylonomycetes; Xylonales; Xylonaceae
Exons: 1
Coding region: 199-636 (145 amino acids)
Source: RefSeq, a predicted model, not a curated record